Messenger RNA from Arachis stenosperma, 3861 nucleotides. Its product is annotated as TMV resistance protein N-like. NCBI's taxonomy places the organism in Eukaryota, Viridiplantae, Streptophyta, Magnoliopsida, Fabales, Fabaceae. The transcript is spliced from 5 exons. Gene Ontology annotation, molecular function: ADP binding. The record is from RefSeq and is a predicted model, not a curated record. Bases 92 to 3460 code for a protein of 1122 amino acids. Gene Ontology annotation, biological process: signal transduction; defense response.
UCUUUUAGGCUUUAGCUUUCUACUUAUUGGGAAGUAGAUAUUUCCCUGGACAAAAAGUCUUAUUACAAGAGCAGCACAUUUUGUGAGACUCAUGGCUCUGCAAUCUCCCUUCUCAUCUUCUUCCCUCAACUUUACAUGGAAAUACGAUGUGUUCAUUAGUUUCAGAGGCCAAGAUACCCGAUAUGGUUUCACUGGCAAUCUCUACAAAGCUCUCUGUGACAAAGGAAUCCACACCUUCUUUGAUGAUGACAAACUUCUAAGUGGAGAGGAAAUCACACCUGCAAUUAUCAAGGCAAUUGAAGAGUCCAGGAUUGCCAUCGUUGUACUCUCUCCUAACUAUGCUUCUUCUUCUUUUUGCUUAGACGAACUGGUCCAUGUCCUUCACUGCAUCAAGGGAAAUAAUCGCUUGGUUUUGCCUGUUUUCUAUGAGAUGGAUCCUUCUGAUGUGCGCCAUCUAAAAAACAGUUUUGGAGAGGCAAUGGCUAAGCAUGAGAACAGAUACAAGGAUCACAUGAAUAACAAGGUGGACAAAUGGAAGAAGGCUCUUAAAGAAGUAGCCAAUUUGUCUGGCUAUCAUUUCAAACACAGAAACGGAUAUGAACACAUGUUUAUUGGAAACAUUGUGGAUAACAUCUCAAAAAGGAUUAGACGACAUUCCACUUUGCUUGUUGCUGAUCACCCUGUUGGAUUGGAGUCCCCAGUGUCAGAGGUAGCUUCACUUCUAGAUGUUAACUCCAGUGCCGAAGUUCGAAUGGUAGGGAUACAUGGAAUUGGGGGAAUAGGGAAAACAACCGUUGCAACUGCCGUCUAUAACUUGAUAGCUGACCAUUUUGAAGGUGUGUGCUUUCUUGAAAACGUGAGAGAAAAUUCAAAUAGACACGGUUUAGUACAUCUUCAAACUAUUCUUCUUUCUGAGAUUUUAGGAGAGAAGGAUAUCAAGCUAACAAGUAGUAAACAAGGAGUUUUUGAGAUACAAAAGAGGUUAUGUCAAAAGAAAGUUCUUUUGGUUCUUGAUGAUGCUAAUGAGCAUGAGCAGUUAAAAGCUAUUGCUGGAAUGCCUGAUUGGUUUGGUCUUGGCAGCAGAAUCAUUAUUACAACACGGAACAAACAUUUGCUAAUACUUCAUGAGGUUGAAAGGACAUACGAAGUGCAAGGUUUAAAAGAGAAAGAGUCCCUUGAUUUGCUUACUUGGAAAGCUUUUAAAACUGCUUCUGUUAGCCCAGAAUACGAGAAUGUUUUAAACCGUGCAGUAACUUAUGCUUCUGGACUUCCAUUGGCUUUGGAAGUAAUAGGUUCUAACUUGUUUAGAAAAGAUUUACAGCAAUGGGAAUCUGCAUUGGAUCAAUAUGAAAAAGUUCUUGAUAAUAAAAUUCGUAAAAUACUUCAGGUUUGUUUUGAUGCUUUGGAAAAAGAAGAACAGAGUGUUUUUCUUGAUAUUGCCUGUUGUUUUAUAGGAUAUGAAUCAAUAGAGAAUCUACUUCAAGCUCAUUAUGGCCGUUGCAUGCAAUAUCAUAUUGGAGUGUUGGGUGAAAAAUCUCUCAUAAGGAUCGAUUGGUGUAAUAACAGGGUGACAAUGCAUGAUUUGAUAGUGGAUAUGGGCAAAGAAAUUGUUCUAGAAGAGUCACCAAAAAUACCAGGAAAGCGUAGUAGAUUGUGGUUCUAUAAAGAUAUAGUUAAAGUUUUUGAAGAUAAUCAAGGGACUAGCGCCAUUGAAAUCAUUUAUCUGGAAAGGGAUGUAGAAGUGAAAUGGGAUGGAACAACUUUUAAAGAUAUGAAAAAUCUUAAAACACUCGUCAUAAAAAAUGGUUGUUUCUCUGAAAGUCCCAAACAUCUUCCAAACAGUUUAAGAGUAUUGGAAUGGUGGAAAUAUCCUUCAAAGUAUUUUCCACAUGAUUUUCAACCAAAGGAGCUCUCAAUACUCAAGUUACCCCAUAAUAUCUAUAUGCCACCCAAGUUGGAUAGUCUAUCCAAGAAGCUGGUGAGCUUGAAAGUUUUGAAUUUUGAUUAUUGUAAUUCUUUGAAUGAGAUAGUUGAUGUGUCUAAUCUCCAAACUUUACAAGAAUUUUCGUUCAAAAGAUGUAAAAAUUUAGUUACAGUUCAUAGUUCAGUUGGUUUUCUGUCUAAACUUAAAAUAUUGAAUGCUGAAUAUUGCUGCAAGCUCAGAAAUUUUCCACCUACUAUUAAUUUGCCUUCACUGGAAAAACUCCUUCUAUCUGGUUGCUCAAGUCUCAAGAAUUUUCCAGAAAUUCCAGAAGAGAUGAAAAAUCUUGAAGUACUUUAUUUGCAUGGGACUGGCAUAAAAGAUUUACCAUGUUCAUUUCGUAAUUUUUCCGGAUUGUUUUGGUUGGUAAUGCAUGAGAAUUAUAAAAUGUGUAAGAUACCAAGUGUCAUUGGCAUGAUGCCACGGCUGUAUCAUUGUGACAUUGUUGUAGGAGGAAAUAAGGGGAGGGUAUUAGGAAAGCAGGAGGAGGGGCUUCAUGGAAUACACACUAACUCCCUCCCAUCUUUAAAUCUGAAAGAUCUUUCUCUCAUGAACAGCAAUUUGUCAGAUGACUUUUUUCCACUAGCUCUUGCAUGGUUUCCCAAUGUGGCAUCAUUAAAACUAAGUGGCAAUAAUUUCACAGUCCUUCCUGAAUGCAUCAGAAAAUUUCAAUUUCUAAUUUCCCUCAAUAUGGAUCAUAGCAAGUAUCUUCGGGAGAUUAUUGGGAUUCCACCAAACUUGAAAGAGUUCUCAGCAGUAAACUGCAAAUCAUUGAGUCCCAGGGGCACAAGUUUGUUGCUCAAUCAGAAAUUGCACGAGCGUGGGGGGACCAAGUUUGUGAUGCCAGGUGGAAAGAUUCCAAGGUGGUUUGAGAAGCGCAGCAGGGGAGCUUCUAUUUCCUUCUGGUUUCGUGGCACCAUAUUCCCUCGCCAUGCUCUUUGCAUUGCAGUUCUACUCACCGAUGACCUCCCUUCCCCAAUUGGAGUAAGACCCAUCGUGAGCAUUAAUGGCUACCAAUUCCUCCGUGGAAAAUGGGACACCGCAAUGGAUCAAUUAUUUAUUCUUAAUUUGUCAGAAACAAAUGUUUAUAGGUGCAAGUGCAAUGUAACACAACGUUUUGAAAACAAAUGGAAUCAUGCGGAGGUUUCAUAUGAAACACUUGACUACUAUACCUACGGCGAGGUCUCCAGUGAGUCCAUUGCAAAAGAGAUUGGAAUGCACGUAUGGAAGGAAGAGAGUAGUAGUAUAAUGGAAGGUAUUCGAUUCACUGAUCCAUACAAAAUGACACAAGUAAUUAUAAUGAUGAUCAUGCUCUCAAUAGCAUUCCCCAACCAUAAGAACCACCCCUUGCUCCUCCAAACAUGCAUUGGUUUGUGGACAUUGCUCUUUCUAACACACACACUCUUUCCAGCACCCACUCUGUAUGAUUUGGAUGAUAACUGUGCAAUUAGGAUUGGAAGAAUUGGAUAUCAGUGUUAGUUAAAUGACAUCCACACAGCUAUGUGCGUGCACCACUUAUGUCCUACUCUUAUCACUGUUUGUCUGUUACUCUGAUUUUAGUUUCAUUGACCUUCUUGUUCUUGCAGAUAACAUAAAACGCACAUAAUCUUCUUGUUUAUUUCAAUAAUGACGGAAAAGUAGAAAGGAGAAUAUCGUAAGAUAGAAAUAACCAUGCUUGUGUACUUGCUACUUGUUGAGCAACAGUUUAUAUUGAUUCUGAAUUUCUAACAAAAUGGGUGCUACCAAGCUAGGAAUGCAAAUAAGUAGCAUAUUAGUCUUAUCUCAAAAAGAAUGCGGAGCACAAAUAAUGGUUCUAGAAUAAUGUUACGGGAAAAAUAUUGGAAUGAAUGAAAAUGAUGAUCAGAGAAAGUUUUUUUAUC